This is a messenger RNA of Prorocentrum cordatum, 1165 nucleotides long. The record is from the annotation of a GenBank genome assembly. Lineage: Eukaryota; Dinophyceae; Prorocentrales; Prorocentraceae.
GGCUCGAAGAUGAAGGACAUCGUAGCCAAGUCCAACGGGGAGGCGAAGCUCAGGGUGCUCACCGGUGUCGCGGCGGCCCGCUGGGCGGCAGACAACCUGGUGAGACGGCUUGACAGGGAGCUGCGGGAGGCGAAGGAAGUCAUCGCCAGCCUCCAGGCGCAGCUGGAGUGCGGAUCGCGCGGCGACGCCGCGGAGGCGGAGGCCCUCCGCCGCGAAGCCAUCGCGCGGCCCGCCUUGGUUGCGCGCGUCCGCGGACGCCGCGAAACCAGGGCGCAGCGGCAGCGGCGGAACGUCGCGUGGCAUGCCGAACGCUGCCCGUCGGCAGACGCCCCGCCGCAGGAAUGGCGCAGGGCUCAACGCGGGCCGCGCCUCCCAGGAGGGCCCCUUCCUGGUGAUGGGCGCGGCGGUGCGGCGCAGAGUGCCAUCGUGUGUGAGGUGGAGACCUGCGUCUGCGAAGUGCAGCCGCCGAUUGAGUGCGCAUUGGAUGCUUGCGUGGCCGAGGCGCCAGCGCGGCUGCCCAGCGCCCGAGUGGCGGCCGCGAGGACCCCGCUGCGGUCUGGCGCCCAGCCGUGCCUCCCCGAGUGGGCGCGCUGGGCCGCGCUGCUGGAGGAGCUCGGCGUGGCGCAGCUGGCCGAGCAGGGCUGCGGCGAGGGCGGCGCCGAGAGCACCGUGGCGGAGGAGAUCAUCGCGGAGUUCGGCUGCGAGGCCGAGGAGGAUCGCGCUGCUGCGGCGCGUUGCUCGGCGUGGCGGCCGUGGCGGAGCGGGGGCAGCCUAGAGGGGGACUCGGAGUUCGAGGGGGAUUCUGAGUUCGAGGACUUCGGGUCCGAGCACGGGCAGUUCCUGCGUGACGAGUUCUCGGACGGCAGCGAGCUGGCCGCGGAGUACGAGCUGGCGCGCGCUGCCUGGCUGGAGCGCUCGGGCUCCAAGCGCGAUGGUGGGGGCGAGCCCGAGGAGGAGCACGGCGCGCUAGCGCUCGCGGCCGUCAGCUCCGAGUUAGGCCCCGAGGAGCUGCACGAGUCCGUGGGGAGCAACGUGUUCGUUUCGUUCUUGGACGGCUUCUCGGUGGCGGCGGUGGCGUGUGCGGCCAAGGGGCCGAAGUCGGGAGUUGGGUCACUCCUGGACUUGGCCGAGGCCCGCGCCCUCGGCGUCCUCGGUGGCGGCGGUG